This is a messenger RNA of Oncorhynchus gorbuscha (pink salmon), 2456 nucleotides long. Its product is annotated as ATP-dependent Clp protease ATP-binding subunit clpX-like, mitochondrial. Bases 154 to 2016 code for a protein of 620 amino acids. Gene Ontology annotation, cellular component: mitochondrial matrix. Gene Ontology annotation, biological process: protein catabolic process; proteolysis; protein folding. Gene Ontology annotation, molecular function: ATP-dependent protein folding chaperone; protein dimerization activity; ATP hydrolysis activity. The transcript is spliced from 15 exons. NCBI's taxonomy places the organism in Eukaryota, Metazoa, Chordata, Actinopteri, Salmoniformes, Salmonidae. The record is from RefSeq and is a predicted model, not a curated record.
UAUGGAAUGACAUCGUUGACCUGCUAAUAAAACCUACACCGUCGCAGUGACUCCAGCCAAAUUGUGCUCCGGGAAGAAACUUGUCAAGCCUCGUUAUGGUUCCAUCGUGCUUCGUGUAACACUUCAAAAAGACAUUGAUUGAUUGACUAAAGUAUGUCCUGUACAUGCACAUCGGCCGUGAGGAUAUUCUUGAAUUCAGCACACAGAGGACUGUCUUGUUCUCGUAUUCAACUGUAUGCUUUGAGCAGACCUGGUUCUUGUGAAGCUCACCUGCCACCCAGAGUCCGAGUCAGAUCCUUCCAUGAAACGGCAGUGUGUUUCGUUGCCAAAGAUGGAACAACCAAGGAUGGAUCCAGUGACAGUAGAAAGAAGAACCUCAGUGAAGGAAAGAGACUUCCGGGCUCUUCUGGUGGGUCAGGGAAGGGGGGUAACCAGCUGCACUGUCCCAAAUGUGGAGACCCAUGUACACAUGUGGAGACCUUUGUAUCGUCAACACGUUUUGUAAAGUGUGAGAAAUGCCAUCACUUCUUCGUGGUGCUCUCUGAGACGGACUCUAAGGAGGGUCUGAAAACAGAAGCAGAGUCGCCCGUUGAGGCUGUCAAAAUGGCCUACACACAGAAACCUCCCCCGCCACCCAAAAAGAUCUAUGCCUACCUGGACAGGUACGUAGUGGGUCAGUCCUAUGCUAAGAAGGUGCUGGCGGUAGCUGUGUAUAAUCACUACAAGAGAAUCUACAACAUCCCUGCUGGGAGCAGACAGGUGGAGGUGGAGAAACAGGCCUCGCUCACACCACGAGAGCUCGAGAUGAGAAGAUGGGAGGAUGAGUACAGAUUCACCAAACUACUUCAGAUAGCAGGGAUCAGUCCCCAUGGCAACGCUCUGGGAGCCUCCAUGCAGCUGCAGGCUCCUCGGGAGAAGAGGGGCGGGGACGGGUUAGACUCCACCCACACUGACAUCACACUGGAGAAGAGCAACAUCGUGCUGUUAGGCCCAACCGGAUCAGGCAAGACAUUGUUGGCCCAGACUCUGGCCAAGUGUCUAGAUGUACCUUUUGCCAUCUGUGAUUGUACCACCCUGACCCAGGCUGGCUACGUGGGGGAGGACAUCGAGUCUGUUAUCGCCAAACUGCUGCAGAACGCCAACUACUCUGUGGAUAAAGCACAGCAAGGCAUUGUGUUUCUGGAUGAGGUGGAUAAGAUCGGCAGUGUUCCUGGGAUCCACCAGCUCAGAGACGUAGGAGGAGAGGGUGUACAGCAGGGCCUGCUGAAACUCCUGGAGGGCACGGUCGUGAACGUUCCAGAGAAGAACUCCAGGAAGUUGAGAGGAGAGACGGUGCCGGUGAACACCACUAACAUCCUGUUCGUAGCGUCAGGGGCCUUCAACGGACUCGACAGAAUCGUCAGCAGACGAAAGAAUGAAAAGUACCUGGGCUUCGGCACACCAUCCGACAUGGGUAAGGGUCGCCGUGCGGCGGCGGCGGCCGACAAAGCUAACAGCAGUGAACAGACCGACAUGGUGGCAGAGAUGGAGGAGAAGGACCGGCUGCUGAAGCUCGUGGAGGCCCGGGACCUCAUUGAGUUUGGGAUGAUCCCGGAGUUUGUCGGGCGUCUGCCUGUGGUGGUGCCUCUACACAGUCUGGAUGAAGAGACGCUGGUCCGUAUCCUGACUGAACCACGCAAUGCCGUCAUACCACAGUACCAGGCCCUGUUCAGCAUGGACAAGUGUGAACUGAAUGUAACCACAGAUGCUCUGAGGGCCAUUGCCAAGCUGGCUCUGGAGAGGAAGACAGGAGCCCGAGGCCUGAGGUCCAUCAUGGAGAGGCUUCUUCUGGAGCCCAUGUUCGAGGUGCCAUGUUCAGACAUCGUGUCUGUGGAGUUAACCGAGGACGUCGUCCUGGGCAAAUCAGAACCACACUACGUCAGGGCUCCAGCGAAGGAGGCGGCAGAGGAGGAGUACGACUCUGGUAUUGAAGAGGAGAACUGGCCCAGACAGAUGGACGCAGCAACUAAUAACUGACCUGAUCCACCUUGACCUUUUCUACUGACUCAUCUUCAAGAACCGCUACAAUCUCUACACACAGUGCAAUCUAGAAUCAUUAGAACACCUUCUAGAAUCAUUAGAACACCUUCUAGAAUCUUUUUGGAAGCCAGUUGUGGGUUCCUUGAAUUCCAGACCCUGAGACCCCGUGGAGCCCACUACUGAAACUACAGCUUGAUGAAAGUGUUUCUUGACCUUUCUCUCUCUCUCUGUGUGUUCAUAAGGAACAACUAGGAUGUGAGAUCUGUAAAUACCUGUUGAUCGUGUGAAACAAAUGGUAGUUGUUUAGUGAUGAAUGAAGGGCCACUAACAUGGACCUUUUUUAUUUUAUAUAGUGUAUAUAUAUUUUCCAUCUUUGGGAAUUGCCUUUUAUCUAUUUUAAGAGAAUGACAUUUUUAUUCUAAAUGAUUUUAAAUAGG